This is a messenger RNA of Rhodotorula toruloides NP11, 1713 nucleotides long. Its product is annotated as histone acetyltransferase Esa1. Lineage: Eukaryota; Fungi; Basidiomycota; Microbotryomycetes; Sporidiobolales; Sporidiobolaceae. Gene Ontology annotation, biological process: regulation of DNA-templated transcription. The record is from RefSeq and is a predicted model, not a curated record. The transcript has 4 exons. Bases 1 to 1713 code for a protein of 570 amino acids. Gene Ontology annotation, molecular function: histone acetyltransferase activity.
AUGGGCGCUCCCACCGCUCCUCCGUCGACUGAUCCACCUCCCAAACCUAUCAUUUCCCCGCCCAACACCCUCACCCUCUCGCAGAUCGUCACCGGAUGCAAGGUCUUCGUCCAGCGACCUAUCCACCCCGACAAGCCUGACGAGCUCGAGGUUCGCAAGGCCGAGAUCUUGUCGAUCAGGGAGAGGAAGUUGGGGCGGGCGGAGCGGAAAGAGCGGAAGGCGCGGCUGAAGGCGGCCCAGAAUGAGGGUGCGGAAGCAGAGGCGGAGCUGAAGCGCAAGGAAGAGGAGGAAGAGGAGAAGCGGAGACAGGAAGGAGACAGGCUCGAGUACUACUGCCAUUACGUCGAGUUCAACAAGCGUCUCGACGAAUGGGUCGCUGCGUCCCGCAUUCUCCUCUCGCGCGAAGUUGAAUGGCCCUUACCUCCCGCACCGCCUGCACCCGCACCCGGCUCGACCCGCAAGAACAGUCGCGAAACUUCCCUUGUCCCUCCCGCUUCUCCCUCGCCCGCUCCUUCCUCCAUUAGCGGUUCAGCGGCCGAGACCAAGAAGGCUAUCGACGCCGGAAACGUCUUGCGAAAAGCGGCGAUCAAGGCGGCGCACGAGCAGAGCGUGACGAACAAGCGGAAGGCGAUGGACGGAGACGAAGAUGCGGACGGCGAGGACGAGGAUGCGGACGGUGAGCUGAACUUAGACGGCGAUGCGGCGAUGGCGGAUGCGCAGACGGGCGACGACGCUUCGACGCAAGCAGACGGCGCGACAGACGGCUCGGAGGACGGCAACAUCCCCACGUUCUCCAAGGCGCGCGAGAUCGAGAAGCUGCGCACACAAGGCUCGAUGACGCAGUCGCAGUCGGAGAUUUCGCGCGUCAAGAACCUCGACCGGAUCCAGAUCGGCAAGCACCUCGUCGAGGCGUGGUACUUCUCGCCCUACCCGGUCGAAUAUGCGCACACGCCCGUCCUCUACGUCUGCGAGUUCUGCCUCUCGUUCUACGCGUCCGAGAAGCAGAUCGAGCGGCAUCGACACAAGUGCACGCUCCAGCACCCGCCCGGCAACGAGAUCUACCGCCACGAGGACAUCUCGUUCUUCGAGAUCGACGGCCGCAAGCAAAAGACGUGGUGCCGCAACCUCUGCCUCCUGUCCAAGGCUUUCCUCGACCACAAGACGCUCUACUACGACGUCGAUCCGUUCCUCUUCUACGUGAUGUGCGUCCGCGACGAGUACGGCGUCCACCUGGUCGGCUACUUCUCGAAGGAAAAGGAGUCGGCCGAGGCCUACAACGUCGCGUGUAUCCUCACGCUGCCGCAGUACCAGCGCAUGGGUUACGGCAAGCUCCUUAUCGAGUUUUCGUACGAGUUGAGCAAGAAGGAGCAGCGCCUCGGGUCACCCGAGAAGCCCUUGUCCGACCUCGGCUUGCUCUCGUACCGCGCGUACUGGGCCGAGACGAUCGUUGAGCUGCUCAUCAACACAAAGGACGACAUCUCGAUCGACGAGAUCGCGAACCGAACAGCCAUCACGACGAACGACGUCUUUGCGACCUGCCAGGUUCUACGCCUUCUCAAGUUCUACAAGGGCCAGCAUCACCUCGUCGUCUCGCCCGCCGUCCUCGAGCAGCACGAGCGCGUCAGGGCCAAGGUGCGGCGGCGCAUCGAGCCGUCGAAACUCGUCUGGCGGCCACCGGUCUUCAGCAGGCAGGAGUUGCGCUUCGGGUUUUAG